This is a messenger RNA of Metarhizium album ARSEF 1941, 1227 nucleotides long. RefSeq names its product Glycosyl hydrolase family 43, five-bladed beta-propellor domain protein. NCBI's taxonomy places the organism in Eukaryota, Fungi, Ascomycota, Sordariomycetes, Hypocreales, Clavicipitaceae. Bases 1 to 1227 code for a protein of 408 amino acids. The record is from RefSeq and is a predicted model, not a curated record. The transcript has a single exon.
AUGAGAGGUCUGCAUCACACCUCCAAAAUUUUGGCUGCUGCCUGCGCCCUUUUCCAUCCCUCACGCCAGAAGUGCACCCAGGACCAAGAUUGCAGUCUAAUAAACGGCGUCUGCAGCCGCAAUCACGCCUGCCGUUGCGAUGCCGGCUGGAUCGGAGACGAUUGUGGUAUUCUCGACGUCCGCCCAGCCAAGAGAGACAAUGGGUACAACCAGACAGCCCGAGGGACAUCAAGCUGGUGCAACAGCAUCGUCAAAGACCCCCAGGAAGACAACUUAUAUCACCUCUUCGUGUCCGAGUUCAGCCACGGCUGCGGCCUCGACUACUGGGCACCGUACAGCCGCAUCAUCCGAGCAGAAUCCCGUUCCGGGCCAGCAGGACCAUACGAGUCUGCCGCUCCGGUCCAGGGCACUUUUGCCCACAAUCCGACUGUGGUCUACAGCCCUGCCGAUGGAGAGUGGUUGAUGUACCGCAUUGGUUGUCCGACAGAGGUUGCCGAUACCUGCCAAGUGAAGCGCUUCACGUGCGGAGCUGGAAACACAAACAACGGCGAAAGUGGCAUCACCGUCAUGACCAGCCGCGAUCUGAGGAACUGGAAGUCCCAGGGUCAGGUGCUGAGAGGGAACAACGGCAGCGGCUGGGACGCAGACGUGACAAACCCCUCUGCGUUCCCGCUCUUCUCCAGGACCAGCCGCGGUGACCAGGGCGACUUGAUUGCCGACACUCGGGCAGUGCUGCUGGCUUACCGCGGCUGCCCGUACAAUUGCGCCGGCGAAGAGCUCAUCAACGUUGCCGUGUCAGAAGCCGGAUACGCUGGUCCCUACGAGAAGCUUCAGCAGGAUCCAGUCUUUGCCAGUGGCAACGAGGACCCGUUUAUCUGGCGCGACAGCCGAGGCACUUACCAUAUGCUGCUGCAUUCCCUCGAACCAGGAGGCGGGUUCGGAGACGGGCCAAGGGUCGGACGGCAUGCUUGGGCGCGCGAUUACCAGGGGCCGUGGACUCUCGGCAACCGGACUUUGGCGUUUAGUACCGAGAUCAAGUAUGAUGACGGGACCGUCAUAGACUUUCACAGAAGGGAGCGGCCGCAGCUGUAUUUCUCAGAGGAUGGGACCAUGACACCGCUGUUCUUGGGGACGGGGGUGCAGCCAAAGGGCAGCGCGAUGAGCUAUUCGGUCAUCGUGCCUGUCGGCGAUGCGGGUGUUGACGCACAGAGGGCGUCAAGACGGUGA